Messenger RNA from Paramuricea clavata, 1461 nucleotides. The record is from the annotation of a GenBank genome assembly. NCBI's taxonomy places the organism in Eukaryota, Metazoa, Cnidaria, Anthozoa, Malacalcyonacea, Plexauridae.
AAGGUAUUUGUUUCAAUGUUAGUAAGGUUACCUCAAAUGAAGCAAUUCUGGUGUGCUGCUCUGGUUGCAACACUUGAAACAAAGAUCAAUAACAGAAAAACAGAAAAUGCCGACAUUGGGAAGACAAAGUCUAGUAGUUUUGAUUUGAAGGAUAAGAAGACAAGGAAAGUGAAGAUUUCUGUCUGCAGUAUUUCUGAGAGUAAUCAAACAAGACUUGAUAAUUUAUGUUCGAGGAUAAAAACUAGUUCAGCAUCAAGUAGUUCUUUGCUGACUGCUAGACUUGAGCUCAUGGCCAAUUCAAAAGAAGGCCAAAUUGAUGCUGCCAAGUGUGAAGAGCUGAAAAUUGAUCAAGGCAAAUGUAACCCAGUGACUGAUAUGGAAGUUGACAAUUCUAUCCAAUCAGAAGUAAUUGAAAUUUCUGACGACUCACCUGAAGCAUCACCAAGUGAACCUAUUGAAAUUCCCAACCCCCCUGUCCUGUCAACUCACAAAACCGUGGGCGUCACAGUUCACUCUCAAGUAAUAUCACUUACUAGAGCUAUAUCUGAAAUACCUUACCCCCAGCCUGAUGAUUCAACCUUACACAAAACAAAUGAAAUCCCAGCUAACUCUCUAGCAUCUUUGCCAACUUUGUCUGAAAUACCGAACCCCCCUGACCUGGAAAUCCAAAACAUGGAAGUUGAACUUUCUGAAGAAGAUGCUUUCAUGAAUCAAUAUAACCAUUUGAAAAACCAUUUAAGGUCUUCAGAAGAUCUAGAUGUUGAACUUAUCCAAAAAUUUUUAAACUGUUUUCUAGAAAAUACACUUAAAGAUUUGUUGACGAUUUUCACGUUUUUGGAAAUGAGCACAAUUCCUGAAACCUCGACAAUCAUGCUUAUCAAGCAAUUUUUGUUGUUAGAGAAAGAGUGUAGCUUCCAGGCAACUGUCAUAUUUGCUUACCAUUGCAUUAGUGUGUGGUUAGGUGGUCUACAGUCGGCCCCAUCACGAAACCUGCUUGCAGCUGUGACAACCUUUGCACAGAAGCAUCCAAAGGCGUUUGUUGAUGGUGCCAUGGUAAAACAAUUCAAUACAACUUUGCUGUGGCCACAAUGUGACUUGACUGUUAAAGUUGUCAAGAAUUUUGAAAAAGAAACAUUGCAGUAUUUCAUGGAAAAAUUGGUAAAAUCUAAUGAGGAUUCAUUUUCAGUCUGGAAUGAACACAUGAUCCUAGUGCUCUCAACAGUCUUGGAAAGACGGUUAGAACUAGAUGGGUCAAUUUUUGAGAAAUUUGCAAACUGGUUGCAAUUCCAGUCAUUGCCACUUGCAAGUAAUUUAAAAUUUGCAAAGUUAGUAUUAACAAUAAUCAACAAGUAUGGCUCUCUUGUAAAAUCAUGGUUGCCUACUUUUAAACAAAUAUUGAAGGAGAAUAACACGUUUCUUAAGAAGUCCGGUUUGACCGCUUUGAAAAAACUGGAAGAUUGA